AUGAUGAUUUCUCGUCGAUUAGCUUCUAAAUUCCUUAAACCCUUGUCUUCUUCUUCUUCAUUGCUCCACGCCUCUCACCGUCAUCUCCAUUCCUCUUCUCCGAUAAGAAACCAUCUGAUCCAUGGAUCACAAACUCUUGAGCUAAGUCUCUUAAGAUCCUUCUCUGCUUUCUUCCCCAAUUCCGAAAAGCUCCGAUCUGAAACAUGGUCGCCGAGGUAUUACUCGACACCGACCACCGGAGAAGCCGAUCCGAAGCCGGAAGAGUCGAAGCCAGAGGAACCGAAGAUGAAGCACCAAGAGAUCGAAGGACCAACUGUGGAACGCGACUUGUCGGCGUUAGGAAAUGAGACGAGAGAAGUAUUGGAGAAGAUGAUGAAGAACAUGUACAGUCUAAGUGGAGCAAUGGGUCUGCUAGGUUUAACUCAAUUGAUCGUAGGAGGUACGAUUCUGUACGCGACGAGAUCAGAUCCGAUGCGAGAAAUGACGAUUCAGAGCUGUAUAGCUUUCGGAUUCCCUUUCGCAAUGGCGUUGAUGGUGAGACGAUCGUUGAAGCCAAUGUAUUUCUUCAAGAAGAUGGAGGAAGCAGGGAGGUUGCAGAUUCUUACUUUGACUCUUCAAGUUGCUAAGAAUCUCAAUUUGUUGUUCGUUAGGGGUCGUGUUGUUUCAAUCUUGUGCGUUUGUGUGUUGUGUUGUGGAAACUUGUUCAUCUUGUUAUCUCCAUGA
Messenger RNA from Arabis nemorensis, 723 nucleotides. The record is from the annotation of a GenBank genome assembly. NCBI's taxonomy places the organism in Eukaryota, Viridiplantae, Streptophyta, Magnoliopsida, Brassicales, Brassicaceae.